Saccostrea cuccullata (small rock oyster) is the source of this 459-nucleotide messenger RNA. RefSeq lists its product as uncharacterized. Bases 1 to 459 code for a protein of 152 amino acids. NCBI's taxonomy places the organism in Eukaryota, Metazoa, Mollusca, Bivalvia, Ostreida, Ostreidae. The transcript has a single exon. The record is from RefSeq and is a predicted model, not a curated record.
AUGCAACCAGUACAAUUCAUCCAGUAUGGUAGCUUAGGUCUGCAAUUAUAUAGUGGACCUAUCUAUAUCACGGAGAACCGUAAUGGAGAUGUUGUUGUGUCUGAUAAAAUCAGCGGAUUGGUGGUCACAGAUCUUAAAGGAAAUUAUCGUUUCACUUACAGAGGACCACCAAAGGGAUCCGCAUUGAUGUUCUUUAUUCCAUAUGGAACCUGCGAAGAUGCAUUCUUAAAUAUCCUGAUCUGUAGUCGAACGGACCAAGCAAUACACGUGAUCGACAAGGACGGCCAUCUCCUAUCAAUUCUAUCAAUUUUACUAACAAAACAAGAUGGAAUGGUUCAGCCAUUAGGUUUGGGAUAUGACGAGAAAAAUCAUCUUGUUUGGAUUGGAUCUACAAACAACAACAAACUGUGCGUCUACAGAUAUAUUGAACGACAAGAUCAUCUUGCAGAUAUUUCAUAA